AUGCAUCAGUUGGUGGAAGAGCAAAAGUACUAUUGCUUAGCGGACAUUGAGUUGAAGGUCCAAAUAUUUUGCGCCCUUUCGCAGCCUCUCUCAUGCUGUAUCCUCACAACUCCGUUUCAUCAACACUCAACCUUCAUCUCAGUCAGCAAUGACUCUGAACUGUUACCACAGCUCAACCCCUUUUAUGCUUUUUUACAUUUUGAGCCUCUGACAAGGGAUCCACGGCCAACUCAUACGGUACCAGAAUGGCGUCAUUCACAUGCAGCGGUAAAACGUUUCUCGUGCGGCGUCUCCCUAAACAGACGUAGUAACGUUAGCUUCUUCGUUAGUAUUUCUUCCAGCCACCAAGCAAUGAUCAACCGAGACACCGCUGAGCGCCUUACCACACAGAUAUAUUUUGUUUCCAGAAGAAUAUUACAACCCAAACCAUUAGGGAUAGAUGCGUUCUCGUUUGGCCGCCUAAGGAAAUUCGCGCUUACCAGUCGUUACUCUACGAAUCUUGCGGAUGCAACCAUUACAUAUUCGUCUGGUGGUCCUAUAUCUGUACUCGAGAGGCAUAUAUCCGAGCAGCGUAACAAGGACACCUACAAUGCCCACAAUAGUUCCGUUGGAUAUAUCGGAUUUCUCUGGGAAUAUUUCAUGGAUGGUAUCUGGGACAACUCGUCUCAGCGGCUAUGA
Molecule: messenger RNA, 678 nt
Organism: Lindgomyces ingoldianus
Lineage: Eukaryota; Fungi; Ascomycota; Dothideomycetes; Pleosporales; Lindgomycetaceae
Exons: 4
Coding region: 1-678 (225 amino acids)
Source: RefSeq, a predicted model, not a curated record